This is a messenger RNA of Linum tenue, 2882 nucleotides long. NCBI's taxonomy places the organism in Eukaryota, Viridiplantae, Streptophyta, Magnoliopsida, Malpighiales, Linaceae. The record is from the annotation of a GenBank genome assembly.
UGCUACAUUUGUGAAGUAAUGGAAGGGAAAUCCCCCACAUGUCGCUCUCUUCUGUUUGCAGACUUGAAGCAAACAAAAAAGCAGAAAAGGGGAACGGAAAUUUCCAAGGAAUUCAUCUUUGUAAAAUACUACCACAAACCCACAAAAAAUCAAUCGCUCUCAACUGCAAUCUCCAUCUCUAGAUGCUCUCGUGCUCGAUUCUAUCCCUUCAUUCAUUCAUUCCCGUAUUUGUUUGGUAUUAUUCCUCCACUUUGCUCCAACAAUCGCCGCAUCUUCUCUCCGUUUCUCCGCCUCUAGUCUAGUUUGAGACAACGACAAACGGAAUCGAUUCGUUCAACACCUACCGUUCAUUUUUCUCCGAAAAGAGGUUGCCUUUUUUAUCUUGUUCGUAAAAUUUGAAACAGUGGUUAUUGUUCGAUUCCCCCCCUGUUAUAUGAUCUGGGUCUGCUGGAGGAUUACAAGCUGGAGGUGUCGUCCAAUUCUCUCCUCCGCCCGACGACCACAACCAUCACCGCCACAUUUCCCAGGAACCCAUCUCGAUUCUCCGCCCUCCAAUCCGCCCCGCCGCCGCGCUCUGCUGUCAGGCUCUCCGCCGUCAGGAGUCGAAGGAGGAGACAACAGUUGGGGGUUGUCGUCGGGAAGGUGGGAAUAAUGGCAAUUGAACAGGUCUCCGCUACGCAAUCCCUUAUGUUGACAUCCGGAGCCAGCGGCAGGAUUAAUGCCCUGUUCUCGGCGAGGGCGUUGAAGGGUCUGUUGGCUUUGAUUCAUGCACUGUUGAUUCUGCUGUUGCUCCCAUUUCGUGGCCGGAGGCGGGCGGCGGUCUCCGGAAGCUCGUCGGGUCACGGGGACAAGGGCAAUUGCGUUUGCGACAAGGGGAGCAGCGGCGGCGGGGCGAAGGUGAGGGUCCCUGCCAAUAUUGUGCCGUGGAAGGCUACUAGCUCUUGGGUCAGCGCCAGCGGCGGCGGGGUCAUGGCGAUGGUGGAUAAUGAGGUUGCGACUAGGAGGACGAUUGCUAUCCGGAGGGUGUUGCAGGACGAUGACCCUAGGUCGGUUAGGGAUUUCUCCACGUUCAUCACUGCUAGGGGCGACACCAUUUUUACCCAGUCUUGGUUCCCGGCUUCAGGGGAGAUCAGGGGAGUGGUAAUUCUCAUGCAUGGACUGAACGAACACAGUGGGCGAUAUAAUGAAUUCGCAAAGCAACUGAAUCAUAACGGCUUUAAAGUAUAUGGAAUGGACUGGAUUGGGACUGGCAUGUCCAUUGGUGGAAAAAAGUAGCAUGUGAAGCACCUUUUAAAUAAGUAAGCUUGCUAAUUAUGGCUGGAAUUGUGUCACCUUCCGCUCUAACUUGGUCAAGGGAAGGAUAAAUACCGUGAAACUCAUAGGUCAAAGCCCUUUGGGAAGCUUGGUUUACUCGGAUUUUCUUGGCGAAUUUCAUCUCCACUAGAUUCUCCUUAUUUCCAGGGGAAUCUGGGAAUCAUCAGCCGAACCAACACCUUAAAAUUGCUGAAAUACAGUUGGGAGGAUUUUUUUUUUUUUUUUUAAGCUGUCACCAUCUCUAUCUUAGCAGAUCCUCCAACUUUGAAGGUUAUCUAUAUGUCUAGUCUACAGAAUCAUCUGAGUUUUCGUGUCCAUCUGAUGUCACUUUCAUUUUUGGGACUUGCUGUAUUCCUGUUCCCCUUUCUCAUAUGUUUCGUGUGUGGCUUAUAUUCAGUUUUGUUGUUUUCCCAAACUGCUGCUUUUUUUUCUUGUUCGUUUUCGUCCCUUCUGAAGAUUAUGGUCUGUUAAAACCUUGUUGAUAUUGAUAAGCUUGAUCACUUGUGAUGUUUGAGCAAUAUUUUCUGUUUACAUUAAUCUGUGCUAAACCCAUUGUCAAUUUUCUCGAUACUUGUCAGGUCAUGGCGGAAGUGAUGGUUUACAUGCAUACGUUCCUUGUCUAGAUUAUGCUGUGUCUGAUCUGAAAUCAUUUCUAGACAAGGUUAUAGCUGAAAACCCUGGGCUCCCAUGUUUCUGCUUUGGGCACUCCACUGGUGGAGCCAUUGUUCUCAAGGCAGCUCUAGAUCCAAAAGUCGAAGCUUCACUUGCUGGUAUGGUACUGACUUCACCUGCAGUAGGAGUUCAGCCAUCCCAUCCGAUUUUCGUGGUAUUGGCCCCAGUUUUCUCUGCUCUGCUGCCAAGGUUCCAGAUAAGCGCAGCGAACAAAAAGGGGAUGCCAGUCUCGCGAGAUGCUGAUGCCCUGAUCGCCAAGUACUCGGACCCUCUAGUCUACACUGGAUCUAUUAGAGUUAGAACAGGUUACGAGAUCCUGAGAAGCUCGACCUACUUGCAGCAGAAUCUCAAUAGGUUCAAUGUUCCAUUUCUAGUCCUCCAUGGUUCUGCAGACACGGUGACUGACCCAGAAGGCUCCCGGAAGUUCUACAACGAAGCAUCCUCAACCGACAAAACAAUCAAGCUGUUAGAUGGGUACCUGCACGACUUGCUGUUCGAGCCUGAACGACAGGACAUAAUGGACUGCAUAAUUGAAUGGUUGAACGACAGAGUAUGAUGACGAGGGCUUCUGUUGCAUAUUAAUUUGUGUUGAAUAAGGGAACGAAAGAGGGCCUUCUGAAGUGGCCAAGGCCAGAUUUGGAAGGACCGUGUAAGGGAAAUGACUAAUGAGGCUUCUUGAUUUCUUUGACUGCCAUUUUUGGAGCAGGCGAAAGGGAGAGGGAAGAGCAUUGGCUAUGAUUUGCUGAAUAAAUUGAUAUUCAGCAUGAAAAAGUAGUUUGUUUUAUGUUUUGGAACUGGACGAAUUUUCUUUGCAUGGAAGUUGUCAAUGAAAGCCCAUGGAUUUGUAGUAUGGGUUUCUAAUUAUUUGGGUGUUGGUGUUCGCCUGGCCAGUAAGU